AACCUUCACUCAAAACACGCCUCCCCUUUCCCUCUCCUCUCCUCUUCCCUUCUCUCAUCCCUCCACUGCGACACACCACCACCACCAGCCACAUAUUCUUCCUCCACCGGUGAGCAGCCACCGUAGCAGCAGCCCCGCCUUCCUCCCUCACGGCACCCAGCAGCAGUAGCUGCUUUGUUCUCUUCCUCCCCCUGCAGCAGCGUGAGUCUCCAAGCAGCGGCACCCACCUUCGUGGUGGUUUUCCCGGCAGCAGCAGCCCAACAUCACCAUACCAACUCCUCCCUUCUUCACCCUUCUCUUGUUUCAUCUUACAGUUUGAGUAUCAAGCUUGGUGUACUCAGUGCCUUCAAUUAUCAGACAGUAAGGAGGAUUAUGUGGGUAUAAGCCAAGCCUUGAAGCCACUAUGGAUGCUGCAUUCAGCUGCAUGCUUCUAAGAUCCUCCUUAUGUCCUACUUUCUCGGCUUCGCUCGUUCCUGGUCCUAUUAUCCAUAAAAAAGCAAAACACAUGCCUUAUUUGUCUCUUACUAUUGACAAUGCUGAAGGAUCUGCUCUGGAUAAGACCCCCUCGGCAUCUGUUACUCGUCGACUGAUUCUAUUGCGUCAUGCAGAGAGCUCAUGGAAUAAGUAUUCUUUACGAGAUCAUGAUCGGCCUCUGAGUAAAACUGGUCGUGCUGAUGCUGCUGAUGUCUCAUUCAAGCUACAAAACAUGGGUUGGGUUCCUCAGCUGAUCUUAUGCAGUGAUGCAAGGAGGACAAGGGAGACACUCUCAGUUAUGCAAGAACGAGUUAAGGGAUUCUUACAGGCGGCAGUACACUUCAUUCCAAGUUUUUACUCAGUUGCUGCUAUGGAUGGCCAGACUGCUGAGCAUCUCCAACAAAUGAUCUGUAAAUUCUCCUCAGAUGACAUUCUUACAGUUAUACAUAAAUUUUACAGGUGUAUGGGACAUAACAAAGGCUGGGAGGAAGCAGCCUCCACAUUUACUGGUUCAGUUGUUGAAUUGAAGACAUGUAAUGCUGCUCUGCUUGAAGCAACUGGGAAAUCCUGGGAAGAGGCUUUUGAGCAGGCGGGAGUUGGAGGGUGGAAGCUGCAGGGCCUUGUUAAGCCAAAUAGCAGCCUCGAAAAUUAUGCUCCGACUUGAUCUCUUGAAGAAAUCCCGGCUGUACUAUGCAAAUCUUGCUGCCAAACUUGUCUAUCAACUUUGUUCGCCGUCAACCAUCAAGAGUGUACAGUAUACUGUAUGACUUACAUAUCCUGCUUUCCCUGUUCAUCAGCUUCUUCGUCUGCAGAUAAACGUUAAACUAAAUGUAGCAACCGUGGCCUGGCUAAGCAGGCGAGCACAAGUUAAGUGUGCUUCAUAUUUUCAUAUCUUAUGAAAACCAUUUGAGUAUUGACUAAGUGCUACCUGUGUAAACUUUGAAAUCUUAUUGAGGAAAAUCGAAAUCAUCCAUAGGUAUUAGUUGAUAUA
Molecule: messenger RNA, 1465 nt
Organism: Amaranthus tricolor (Joseph's coat)
Lineage: Eukaryota; Viridiplantae; Streptophyta; Magnoliopsida; Caryophyllales; Amaranthaceae
Exons: 6
Coding region: 404-1138 (244 amino acids)
Source: RefSeq, a predicted model, not a curated record